Molecule: messenger RNA, 2524 nt
Organism: Lolium rigidum
Lineage: Eukaryota; Viridiplantae; Streptophyta; Magnoliopsida; Poales; Poaceae
Exons: 3
Coding region: 284-2335 (683 amino acids)
Molecular function (GO): zinc ion binding
Source: RefSeq, a predicted model, not a curated record
CCGCUGUGCCCUAGAGUCGCCGCCGUGCGGUCGCCGCCGAAGGCUCGGCCCCAAACCCAUCUGCCUCUCACUCGCAUCGCCGUCGCCGUCUCCGCUCCCUUUCCGUCCCAUCGCGCCCCUCCCUGCUGUUUCCGCCGCGUCCGCAGUCUUGGACAUUGGUUGUUUUUCUUUGAGGGCAGUGCUUGGGGAGUUGUGAACAAAGUUUUUUCUGUUGCUGUCGAGGUGUCUGAUGUUUCUUAUGAGUCAGAAUAAGAUAAUUCUAUUCAGAGUUUAGAGCUGCUUAAUGAUGGAAGACGUCGAGGUAGUACUUGAGGCGCAAGACAGACAGAUUGUAGUUCAGGCGCAAGAUGGCCAGGCUGUAGUUCAGUCGGAAGAUGACCAGGUUGUAUUUCAGGGGCAAGACAGCCAGGAUGCAGUUCAGCUGCAAGACAACCAGGUUAUAGUUCAGUCGGACGGCCAGGUUGUAGUUCAUGCAGAAGAUGGUCAGGUUUUAGUUGAGCCGGAAGACGACCAUGUUUUAGUUGAGUCAGAAGACGACCAUGUUUUAGUUGAGUCAGAAGACGACCAGAUUUAUCUUGAGGCAGAGCAGGACCUUGUACAGCGUGAGCGAUUCCUUGUCAUCGGCCAAGAGUUUAGCAAUGUUGAAACCUGCCGCAGGGCGAUCAAGGAUAUGGCCAUUGCUUUGCAUUUCCAGCUUCGUGUCGUGAAAUCUGACCGUAGCCGAUUCAUCGCCAAAUGCAGCACAGAAGGAUGUCCGUGGCGGGUGCAUGUGGCCAAGUGCCAUGAUGUUCCGACUUUCACCGUCAGGACGCUGCAAGCAGAGCACACAUGUGAGGGUGUUCAGGAUCUACAUCAUCAACAGGCCACUGUUAACUGGGUGGCUAGGUCUGUUGAGGCAAGGCUAAGAGAUAAUCCGCAGAUUAAACCAAAGGAGAUACUGCAGGAUAUUCGGGACCAGCAUGGGGUUGCUGUGUCUUAUAUGCAGGCAUGGCGUGGAAAGGAGAGAAGCAUGGCUGCUGUUCAUGGUACCCUUGAGGAUGGAUAUCGCCUUCUUCCUGCAUACUGUGAGCAGAUUGGAAAGACAAAUCCUGGUAGCGUUGCAGUAUACAAAGGUUCUGUGACGGACAAUUCCUUUCAGCGGCUCUUUGUCUCGUUCCGUGCAUCGAUUUAUGGCUUCUUAAAUGCGUGUAGACCCCUUUUGGAAAUUGACAAGGCAGAACUGAAGGGGAAGUAUCUUGGGACAUUGCUAUGUGCUUCAGCUGUUGAUGCUGAUCAUAUGAUGUUCCCUGUAGCAUUUGCUGUUGUCGAUUCUGAGAGUGAUGACAACUGGAUGUGGUUUAUCUCAGAACUUAGGAAGAUGCUUGGAGUUAACACAGAUAAGAUGCCUGUUUUAACAAUACUCUCUGAGAGACAUCCACAGGUGGUUGAAGCUGUCGAGCUCAACUUCCCUACUGCUUUUCAUGGAUUUUGCUUGAGAUACGUGAGUGAGAAUUUUCGUGAAGAGUUCAAGAGUCCUAAACUUCUGAACCUUUUCUGGAGUGCUUUCUAUGCUCUCACAACUACAGAAUUUGAUUCAAAGGUAAAAGAUAUGAUGCAAGUUCAGGAUGUCAUGCAAUGGUUCCAGCAUUUUCCACCAAACCUCUGGGCAGUUUCUUACUUUGAGGGUAUGAGAUAUGGCCAUUUCAAUCUUGGCAUAACGGAAAUAUUAUAUAACUGGGCCCUGGAGUGUCAUGAGCUUCCCAUUGUGCAAACAAUCGAGUACAUCAGACACCAACUGACAUGCUGGUUUAGUGAACGAUACAAGUUGGCACUAUCCCACGAGUCAGUUCUUGUUCCAUCUGCUGAGAAACUCAUUUCAGAAUCCAUUUCUGAUUCAGGAUGUUAUCAAGUACUCCGUGCAAACAAGGUGGAGUUUGAGAUUGUGUCAUCUGAGCGAACAAACAUUGUGGAUACUGAAACCAGGUUCUGCUCGUGUCGUCGGUGGCAAAUAUAUGGUAUUCCAUGUGCACAUGCUGCUGCUGCACUACUUUCAUGUGGUGAAGAUCCUCGCCAGUACACACAUGACUGCUUCAGCGUAUUGAAGUAUAGGGAGACCUACUCUCAGCGGAUCUAUCCAAUUCCAGACCGGAUUCACUGGAGCAAUUCCUCCUCUGGGCCGGGCGUAUGCUACAAGUCAGAUGUGAUACUUCGCCCACCCAAGAUCCGGAGGCCUCCUGGUCGUCCCAAAAUGAAGAUUCUCAAGAUGGAAAGCUUGAAACGGCCGAAGCGGAUUGUUCAGUGUGGCCGGUGUCAUCUUCUUGGGCAUUCUCAAAAAAAGUGUUCAUCACGGAGCUGACACACAUACUUCUGUCCAUCUGGAUUCUUGCGUUUGUUCCAUAGAUAACUUAUUAGUUUCCUUAUUAGCAUUUGUCAAGUUUGCUUUUCUUCUUCUUUUUUUGCAUCUUCAGAUUAGUGAUUACUACACUAUUGUGUAUCUGACGUUGGUCCUAGGACUCCUUUUCUGCACAUACUAUUGUGUAUCUGA